AAAAUAAGAUCUCAAAUCCUCAUUUCCUAACCUCGAAUUCAUCUUCCAUGGCUGCUACAUCUUCCUGCAAAUCCGAUCCUUCCCGCCGUCAGUACGACGUGUUUCUCAGCUUCCGAGGCACAGACACGCGCCACUCCUUCACCUGCUAUCUCCUCGAUUUUCUUCGCCGGAAAGGGAUCGACGCUUUCAUCGAUGAGGAACUCCGGCGAGGCAACGAUCUCUCGGCGCUUCUCGAACGAAUCGAGCAAUCGAAGAUCUCCAUCGUCGUUUUCUCCGAGAAUUACGCGGAUUCCGCGUGGUGCUUAGAGGAACUCGCGAAGAUCAUGGAGUGCAAGAGGACUUUCGAUCAGGUGGUUUUGCCGGUCUUCUACAAAGUUCCGGCGUCGGACGUGAGGUACCAGACUGGGAAAUUCGGAGCUCCGUUCGAACGAUCUGAAGAGGUCUUCCAGGGAUCUGAACACAGAGUUCCGGCGUGGAAAGAAGCUCUAAGAGCUUCAUCUGAUAUCGCCGGCUAUGUGCUUCCGGAGAGAAGCCCGGAGUGUGACUUUGUCGACAAAAUUGCCAAGGAAACGUUCAAGGUGCUAAACAAGUUGUCUCCAUCAGAAUUUCGUGGUCUUCCAGGCAUUGAAUCACGUAUGAUGGAGCUAGAAAAGUUAAUUGACUUUGAAGAGACAAGCUGUGUGCGAAUCGUCGGAGUUCUUGGGAUGGCUGGGAUUGGCAAGACAACUGUUGCAGACUGUGUGUAUAAGCAGAACUACAAUCGCUUUGAUGGUUACUGCUUUCUUGCAAACGUUCAGAACGAGUCAAAGCUACAUGGAUUAGACCAUUUGCAGCGGAAACUCCUCCGUAAGUUAUUAGAUGAAGAGAAUCUUGAUGUUGGAGCUCCUGAAGGUGCCCACAAAGCCUUUAAGGAUCGUCUUCGGAACAAGAAACUGUUUAUUGUGCUCGACGAUGUAGCCAACGAAAAUCAACUGAGAAAUCUUAUUGGUGGAGCAGGACAAGAGCUGUACCGAGAAGGAACACGGAUUGUUAUAACAACAAGUAACAAGAAACUCCUAGAGAAGGUUGUGAAUGAAACAUACGUGGUUCCGAGGUUGAGCGGAAGAGAGAGUCUGGAGCUUUUCUGCUUGAGUGCCUUUUCUAGCAAUCUCUGCGCCACUCCGGAGCUCAUGGAUCUAUCAAACAAGUUUGUGGAUUAUUCUAAAGGGCAUCCACUAGCUCUGAAGCUGUUGGGUUCUGAUCUAUGCCAAAGAGAUAAGUCUUACUGGAAGUUGAAAUGGGAGAGGUUGCAGAGAAGACCAGAUGGGAAGAUCCAUGACGUGCUGAAAGUGAGCUAUGAGGAGCUAUGCGAGGAAGAACAGAGCAUUUUUCUUGAUGUUGCUUGCUUCUUUAGAUCAGAAAAGUUGGAUUUUGUUUCGAGGGUUCUGAGCACUUACCAUACCGAUGCUUCUACUCUGAUUAGUGACCUUAUUGACAAGUGCUUGAUAACAGUCUCGGAUAACCGGCUUGAGAUGCAUGACCUACUGCUUACUAUGGGGAGGGAAGUUGGUUAUGAAUCAUCCAUCAAAGAAGCAGGUAACCGCAGUCGGUUAUGGAACCAAGAAGACAUUUGUCGCGUUUUAAAGUACAAAACGGGUACUGCAGAGACCAGAGGCAUCUUCUUAGAUAUGUCUAAUGUAGAUAGCAUGAAGCUAAGUGCUGAUAUUUUCUCGAGGAUGUGGAAUCUUAAGUUCCUCAAGUUCUACAAUUCUCAUUGUUCCAAGUGGUGUGAGAAUGAUUGUAGAUUACGUUUUCCCAAGGGGCUUGAUUGCUUUCCAGAUGAGCUGGUUUAUCUCCACUGGCAAGGGUACCCUCUGGAGUAUCUACCAUCCAACUUCAACCCGAAGAAACUCGUUUAUCUUAAUCUGCGUUAUAGCAACAUUAUGCAACUGUGUGAAGAUGAGAAGAACACAGGAGAGUUAAGGUGGGUCGAUCUCAGUUAUUCAAAAGAGUUGAUGAAUCUAACUGGCUUGUUGGAAGCUCGUAAACUCGAGAGACUGAAUCUUGAAAACUGUACAAGUUUAACCAAGUGUUCAGCGAUCCGGCAGAUGGACAGUCUUGUUUCACUGAAUCUCAGAGAUUGCAUAAACCUCAAGAGUCUUCCAAAGAGAAUCAAUUUGAAGUCUCUGAAGGUUGUUAUCCUCAGUGGAUGUUCAAAACUCAAGAAAUUUCCAACUAUCUCAGAAAACAUAGAAUCUCUGUAUUUGGAUGGCACAGCGGUAAAAAGAGUUCCUGAAUCCAUAGAAAGUCUCCAGAAACUUACUGUGUUGAAUCUGAAGAAGUGUUCCAGGUUGAUGCAUCUUCCUACCACUCUUUGCAAGCUGAAGUCUCUUAAAGAGCUGCUUCUCUCUGGAUGUUCAAAGCUAGAGAGUUUCCCGGACAUCAACGAAGACAUGGAAAGCUUAGAGAUUCUGCUCAUGGAUGAUACAGCCAUCAAACAAACUCCCAGAAAAAUGGAUAUGAGCAAUCUCAAGCUGUUCUCAUUUGGUGGAUCUAAAGUCCAUGAUCUCACGUGUUUGGAGCUGCUGCCUUUCUCUGGCUGCUCGCGGUUGUCAGACAUGUAUCUCACAGACUGUAAUCUGUACAAGUUGCCAGACAGCUUUAGCUGCUUAUCCUUGCUGCAGACUUUAUGCUUGAGCAGAAACAAUAUCAAGAAUCUACCUGGAAGCAUCAAGAAACUUCAUCAUCUCAAAUCUCUUUACUUGAAGCAUUGUCAAAACCUCGUUUCUCUUCCAGUGCUUCCAUCAAAUCUGCAGUAUCUGGAUGCUCAUGGCUGUAUCUCGCUCGAAACAGUAGCUAAACCCAUGACGCUUCUUGUGGUAGCUGAAAGGAACCAGUCUACUUUCGUCUUCACUGAUUGUUUCAAGCUAAACAGAGAUGCGCAAGAAAGUAUUGUGGCUCAUACUCAACUCAAGAGUCAAAUACUGGGGAAUGGAUCCAUUCAACUUAAUCAUAAGGGACUAGUUUCAGAACCUUUAGCUAGUGUAAGUUUUCCAGGAAACGAUUUGCCAUUAUGGUUCCGCCAUCAGAGAAUGGGAUCUUCAAUGGAAACUCACCUGCCUCCACACUGGUGCGACGAUAAGUUCAUCGGACUUUCUCUCUGCGUAGUUGUCUCAUUCAAGGACUAUGUAGAUAAAACCAACCGAUUCUCAGUGAUAUGCAAGUGCAAGUUCAGAAACGAGGACGGUGAUUGCGUCAGCUUUACUUGUAAUCUUGGAGGAUGGAAAGAGCAAUGUGGAUCAUCAUCUAGCCGCGAAGAAGAACCAAGAAAACUUACCUCUGAUCACGUCUUCAUCAGCUACAACAACUGCUUCCAUGCCAAGAAAAGCCAUGAUCUCAACCGAUGUUGCAACACCACAGCCUCGUUCAAAUUCUUUGUUACUGAUGGUGUAGCUAAAAGAAAGCUAGAUUGCUGUGAGGUUGUGAAAUGUGGGAUGAGCUUGUUAUAUGCACCUGAUGAGAAUGAUUGUAGAUUGCAGGGAUUACAGGAGAGUAGCCUCGAGAAAGCUAUAUCUGGAAAAGUAACUGAAACCGCUGUGGAUGAAGCUGUUGUGUCUAAGAGAGGCCGUUUCUGUAUACCAGAAGAGCUACUAAAUGGGAAAAGAAUAAAGAAAGAAAUCUCUUUUACUGAUUGUGACUGUUCUGUUCUUAGUUACAUAGAGCCAGCAAAGCCUAACCUCUGUUAAUAAGUAGAGAUCAAUCAUCACAAUUGUUUUCAUUGUCAUUUUUAACUUUUAUUGUGGAGAGAAAACUUAUUAUGCAUAAUCUA
Messenger RNA from Brassica oleracea var. oleracea, 3808 nucleotides. RefSeq names its product disease resistance-like protein CSA1. The coding region runs from base 48 to 3725 and encodes 1225 amino acids. Gene Ontology annotation, molecular function: ADP binding; protein binding. The record is from RefSeq and is a predicted model, not a curated record. Gene Ontology annotation, biological process: defense response; signal transduction. Lineage: Eukaryota; Viridiplantae; Streptophyta; Magnoliopsida; Brassicales; Brassicaceae. The transcript has 5 exons.